AUGGAACAGCCGUGGAAAGCAGCUGCCCUAUGUCUCCUCCUCCUAGUGGAUUCGGUAAGACUUUUCGAGGCUGUGCCACUGCGGGACUGGCUCGGGAGCCUACAGGUCUUCGUGCCGCACUUCUCGGUCGUGCAGGCACCUGCACGACUUGGCUUCGCAAUCAAUGUGACCGGCGCAAGCUGUCAAGGGCUCGCCGUUGAGGAGCUUCUGCUCACAGAGGCUUUCGCAGACGCGAGCCACAUCAAGAUUGGUUUGCAAGCGGACAUUGGAAUUCGUUGCCUCGUGAACACGUCACUCGAGGUUGGAAAAACUCACCCAUGUACGAUGGCUAUUGCAUCUUCUGCAUCAGUGAUCAAACUUGGCAUGCAGGUGCCCUCGGUGGAUGGAUUUCCGGGCAAAGCUUCAACCACAUGCGAGUUAACCCCGGACAUCACGCAAUUGGACUUCCAUGGAGGGUCUCCAGCAUGCGACGUCUUGAAGAUUGCGGAGCAAGGAAUACGAGCUUUAGUGAAUGACUUUGCUUCGAAGGUGCUGUGCAGCAAGGUUUCUGCCGCGCUUGCUGCUCUGUCUUCAGAGGUUUCUCGGGAACUCAGGCUAAAAGUUCAACCAUAUCUCAAGCCGGCCGCCGCACUCCAGCCUCCCUCUAUCGAUGGCGCCAUCGAUCUGGAGAAGAUUUUCUGGAAGGGGCCUGUGGGCCAUGUGUUUCGAUCUUUUCUACGAGAGGUUGGGCAUGUGGACAACGACGUCGAAUUCAACAAGGUGCUACGCUUCUUGCGGUCCGAUCUUGGGCUCGGUGCUGUUUCCCUGCCUGUUGGGCCUGAGCUCCAGGUGGUGUUGCCAUGGAUCGAGAACGCGGUUUUCACCAUGGCGAUGAAGAGUGCCACGGUGGACGUAAGCCUCAUAGAGGACCUUCACUUCGGCUUUUCCGCACCCUCCGCAGCGAGACUUUCAGGUGGACUUACACCGUUGGUGUCGAUGGCUGCAAAGACAGCCCUGCUGCUCCCACAGGGCACUGCGAGCUUGAAGCUCUUAGGUCAUGAACUGAACAUCACCCAGCACACCAGCUUGAGCCCGGUGCAUCUGCGCGCCAGAGCAGGGUUCAAGGUGUCAGGCGCCGCCACGGCGUUCGUGGCCUACAACGCCAGCGGCCUUCACCAGCUCCAGUUGGACCAGAUGCAGACAUUGGGCUGCGCCACGACGUUUUUGGACCAUGAAACCGACUUGCCGGUACAGGUGCUUGAGGCACGCUGUGCUCCGCGCCUGCAACACCUGGAUGUGCAACUGCCGGAGCAAGAUCCCAACGAUCUUGAAAACCACCUCCUCCAGGUGUGUCUGACUGUUUUCCAGCUUCUGCGCAGCACGUUCGGGGAUACCGCGGUGCAAGCGCUGGAUGGCCUCGUUUCUCGCACAGGCCGCAAAAUGAUGAACGAGAUGUUGGAGCGCGCGAUAUCUCAAUCGUCUCUUUGUCCUCCCUCGAACUAUUCCUCCGGGGAGAUAGGUGCCAUCGCUGCGCCUGCUGGCUGGGGAUCUGGUGUAUUUCUCUCGGUGACUGUGGUUUUGUUUCUGGCUCCAUUGCUGCCUUUCUGCGCCUGCUGGCUGACGUCGCAUGAGAACCUUGAAGGCUCCACUGCGAGCCUCAGAAGGCCGAUGGAAGCUUCAGCAGAUCUCGACCUGCAGGACGUUGCUCAGACACCAGAGCAGUGCUCAAGCUUCGGAACGAGCUGUGAAAGGUUAAGCCGAGGUUUGGGAUGGCAGCCUGGUGUGUCACCGGCCCUUCGGUGGGGCAUUCUAUCAGGCAUCGCUGGUACAACUCUCCUCUUUGUGUACGCGUCUGUGACGCCAGGAAUACUACUGUCAGGUAGCUUCACGGCAUCUGCUGGUUCAUCCGACACCCGGCACAUGGCGUCCCUCUCCAUGGACAACAGCUUGGUGCAGACCUGGAGUGUGGGGUCGUACUUCGUCUUCUGCGCCAUGUUGAUCUUCAGUGUGGUGUGGCCGUACAUCAAGCUCUUGAUGAUGCUGUAUGUUUGGGUGAGACCCAUCGAGCAGAAAGCGCUUGGUCCUAUGCUGGUCUUCUUGGACCAGAUAGGGAAGUGGUCGCUUAUGGACAACAUCAUCUUGUUCCUCUUUGUCGUCUUCUUCCACAUUGCCUGGACGGGUGAGGAUAUUGUGGGAGGUGGGCAGGCCAAUUUCGGCCUGAAGUGCAGCCCGGAGGAUGAGCUCAACACCUUCCUUGCGGCCACCAUCCUGUCCCUACUUCUGGGCCAUGCCAUGCUCUGGAUCCACCGGGGCAACGAGAAGACGACCCGAGGCCCAGAGGAAGCUCUGGUUCAGUCCGGCCAGCCGGCUCGGCGCUUGCGGGUAAUAGGUGUGGGCCAUGUGGUGUGCUUUCUGCUCAUGGUGCUCUCCUGGCAGGUAGAAAUCGUUGAAGUCACCUUCAGUGGCCUUGUCGGAACAUUUUUGGAGGUGACGCAGCAAGAAACCUCCAAGAGAUAUAGCAUUCUGGGGAUCCUGUGGUGCUUGGGAGCGCAGGGCUCGAUGUACCUGCAGGUGACGUUUGCAGUUUUCGUGCUAGCCAUCCCGAUGCUUCAGCUGCUGGCAAUGACGUUUUUCUGCCUGCAUCAGCUGCGCCCAAAGCGUCGGCAGCAGUUUCUUCGUUUAUGCUAUACCUUCCGAGCCUGGGCUGCUUAUGACGUCUUCCUGAUUGCCUUCCUUGCCGCAGUUCUGGGCGGCGACAGGUAUGGUAUCGGCCAGUUUAUUGAGUUGAUCGUUUACAAGCAAAACCUGGCGCCCACGUGCCGUGGCCUGCGGGACGUCGGCGUCGAGUGCCUACAUAUACACCUUGGCUUCCUGCCUGGCACAAUUAUAAUAGUUGCUGCCGUUGCACUCUCCUAUGUUGUGAGCUUGCUGGUGGCGUGUGACCCUCAGAGAGCUUGGCACUCGCAAGAAGUCGUCUGCGAGCCAAGCCGAGGAGAGAGACGAGUCCCGGAUGAAGAUCCUGCCACACCGUCUGGGAACACAAAGCUGCCAGGCAAAAAGCACACAUGCCGGCUGUGGAUUCUUUCUGCACUUCCGUAUCGGCUAGCGGCUUGCAGCUACAGGGCCUCCUUGUCGCAGGAAUCGGACUAG
This is a messenger RNA of Symbiodinium sp. CCMP2456, 3129 nucleotides long. Lineage: Eukaryota; Dinophyceae; Suessiales; Symbiodiniaceae. The record is from the annotation of a GenBank genome assembly.